AUGAAAAAUUUAACCGAUUCUUUCGUUUACUUGGGUCACUGGCCAUCCGCCGGGAGUUUCGGAUUUAAUACCGAUAUUUUAGCAACAAAUCCAAUAAAUCUAAGUGUAGUUUUCGGUGUAUUGAUCUUUUUUGGAAAGGGAGUGUUAAAUGAUUUAUUAGAUAACCGAAAGCAGAGGAUAUUAAAUACUAUUCGAAAUUCAGAAGAACUGCGUGAAGGAGCUAUUCAACAAUUAGAAAAUGCCCGGGCGCGCUUGCGUAACGUAGAAACGGAAGCGGAUAAGUUUCGCGUGAAUGGAUACUCUGAAAUCGAACGAGAAAAAUUGAAUUUGAUUAAUUCAACUUAUAAAACUUUGAAACAAUUAGAAAAUUACAAAAAUGAAACCAUUCUUUUUGAGCAACAAAGAACAAUUAAUCAAGUCCGCGAACGGGUUUUCCAACAAGCUUUACAAGGAGCUAUAGGAACCCUAAAUAGUUGUUUGAGUAAUGAGUUACAUUUACGUACUAUUAAUGCAAAUAUUGGGAUGUUUGGUACGAUGAAAGAAAUAACUGAUUAA
Arabidopsis thaliana (thale cress) is the source of this 555-nucleotide messenger RNA. The record is from the annotation of a RefSeq genome assembly. Lineage: Eukaryota; Viridiplantae; Streptophyta; Magnoliopsida; Brassicales; Brassicaceae.